AUAUGUUCUCCGCCACUGUUUCGAAAGUCUCCCCCAAGAUCCAACCCUUGGCCGUUCAAGCAGCAAGGCAGAUGAGUGCCAUUUCUGGGCCCCCAACAGUCAAGGUCUCCACUUUGGAACAAUUGGUACAUGGAGCAGCGCUUACUGUUGGUAUCUUAGCUAUUCCCGCGUGGGUUUUAGUCAAUAUCAAGAAUUACAGGGGGCAGGAGGAAUAAUUCCUAGUCUGAUAGAGUAGUAAUUUUAUGUAAUGGUAAUUUAAGGAAUAAAGUGAGAGGACAUGUAAA
This is a messenger RNA of Leptinotarsa decemlineata (Colorado potato beetle), 284 nucleotides long. RefSeq names its product Cytochrome c oxidase subunit 8 (gene COX8). The record is from RefSeq and is a predicted model, not a curated record. NCBI's taxonomy places the organism in Eukaryota, Metazoa, Arthropoda, Insecta, Coleoptera, Chrysomelidae. Gene Ontology annotation, biological process: mitochondrial electron transport, cytochrome c to oxygen. Gene Ontology annotation, cellular component: respiratory chain complex IV; mitochondrion.